AUGGCCACACAAACGGCGUUGAUUAUGAAAGAGGUUGGGAAACCCCUAGUAAAAGCUCUGCGACAUAUCCCCCAGCCGCAAGAAAACCAAGUUCUUGUGAGAAUUGUCGCAGCUGGAAUUAAUCCUCAUGACCAGAAGUGUCGUGAUCUAGGUAUCCUGGUGAAUGAGCACUUGCCCCAUGCAAUUCUGGCAAACGACAUCAGCGGCAUUACCGAGAUGAUAGGACCGGGCGUAAAGAAGUUCUCCGUCGGAGAUCGCAUCUUUGGGCAAUCGAAUAUCCUGUCAGGUGGUCCCGAUCAAGCCGGUCUGCAGCAGUUUUGCAUCCUCGACACCGAAUCUGCGGCUCGUAUUCCAGACAAUAUCACCUUCGACGAGGCAGCCACUUUCCCCGUCAAUGCCAUUGCAAGUUUCCUUGCCCUUUUCAGCCCAGCGGACUUGGAUGUGAGACCAAAGUUCCUCGGCCACGAUACGGACUACGCACAAGAGACGAUUGUUAUUAUCGGUGGUAGCUCUAAUACGGGAAAAUUCGCUCUUCAAUUCGCUCGUCUCGCGGGAUUUGGGAAGAUCAUCACUACAGCCAAAAUUCGCAGUGAUGGGGGUCAGAUACUCCGUGCCUUGGGGGCAACUCAUGUCAUUGAUCGGGAAGCAGCGGACUUGGAGAAUCAGAUUCGUGCGCUCGUUGGUGAUGAUUUGUUAUACGUUGUUGACACGGUCAAUGGCUCUUACGAGGGGGGUGUUCAUUAUCAGCUGGGACUCUCGCUCUUGUCGACCAAGAAAAAAGGGGCCUUGGUCACGCUGAUGGACGGAGAGGUGGACCCAGCAAUCGCAGCGACAAAAACCGCUGGAUUCAGAAAGCAUCAAGUCUUCGGGGCUAGCGACAUGCAUCCGGAGCUGGCGGCUUAA
This is a messenger RNA of Penicillium oxalicum, 903 nucleotides long. RefSeq names its product zinc-binding alcohol dehydrogenase family protein. Lineage: Eukaryota; Fungi; Ascomycota; Eurotiomycetes; Eurotiales; Aspergillaceae. Gene Ontology annotation, molecular function: oxidoreductase activity, acting on NAD(P)H. The coding region runs from base 1 to 903 and encodes 300 amino acids. The transcript has 3 exons. The record is from RefSeq and is a predicted model, not a curated record.